UUUCUGAUUUGAUUUAAGAAAAUGUUCCGUUGUUUUUUAAUCAACACUUUCUUCUGUUGCUUUCUAUAUAGGAGAUACGUGUUUAAUGAUUGGAGAAAUGUCUGUAAAACAUUAAUGAACGUGCCAUCCUUAAUUUUGUUUCGAAAUGUCUAGCACAUUCUUGGUGAUACCCUUGGGAGGCAUUAAUGCAACCUCAACAUUUAACAUUGAGAAACAGAUGAAAGAAUGCAAUUGAAAUAUGUUGUCACACAUGUCCACAUUCACACAGACUGUGACAAGGUUUACCUUCAUUCCCCACUCUACCUUCAAAGAUGAAAGGAAAAAGGAUAAAAGUAAAACAUCACAUCAGGACUAAUUAAUAAGGAAUAAGCCAAAGUUCUAAUAAAAGAAGCCUCAGGUUUAUAGUGUAAUGAUUGAUCAAGUCCAGAAGGAGGCAGCCAUGCCACAUUAUAAAGCCCAACUGUUGGCUGUAUCAAUGAAGAAGUAGGCCACAGCUUUUGCAUGUGGAUCACAUGACGUGUUAAAUUCAGAUUCACUCUAGCAGACAGUUAUGGACACACCCAAGUACUUCACCCCAGCUGAGGUGGCUGCCCACAACACUGCUGAGGACCUUUGGGUGUCAUUUCUGGGCAAAGUGUGCAACCUGACCCCUCUAAUGAACCAGUUCAAAGUAGGUGACGCUCUGCUCCUGCCAAUCAUGGAAUGUGCAGGAAAAGACAUCAGCCACUGGUUUGACCCUGAAACAAAAGACGUCCUGAAACAUGUAGACCCACUGACUAACUGUGUGAGGUACUACACCCCCAGAGGGCGCUUUGUCCACACCCCACCCUCUGGUCCUCACUCAGACUGGGCCGGUGACAUUGGUCAGCCCUGGUGGAAGGAUCAACAAUAUGAGGUGGGGCGGUUGACAACGAAAGCCAGGUGGAUACGAGUUCUCAACACCCUGACAUCGCAGGAGCAGAGGUUACAGGUGUGUUCAGAGGAGACACUGGAUGUGAUCCUCGAGCGCUACCUGCGCUACAACUCCCACGCUCGCAGCUACACCUGGAAAUACAACGCGGCGUGUCUGGACAUGAACAAGACACUGGACGAGAACAAUGUUCCAGAUGACGACAUGGAGCUAGAAGAGCUACGACUGGACCGUGACCUCUUUGUUCCUGCCCUGCUGCUCCACUUUAAUGACGACCUCACUGAGGGAUGAAAAACAACUGACCGAGGUACAAACUUCUUGAUUUAGGAGCGUCCAAAAGAAGAAUGAAACGUCCAAACAUUGUCUUUUCAGCAACAUCCUCAUCGAUCAGAUCACAGACUGACAUGAUGACCAGCUGUGUGAGAACUACAGCAGAAUCAAAACCAUGGGCCUUAUUGACCAAUGACAUUUAAAGAGGAAAGAGGACCAAAACUUUGUGGGAUGAAAUAAUUCACACCAGACCAAUGCAAUACCAGGAUGUGGGGUGAACUGAGAACCAGACCACGGUUUCUAGGUAGAUUGGGUCAAAUCCAGAUUCUUCUGUGGUCCAGGAUUGUUUGUGUUGUAACUAGGGAUAUUAACUUUUACAGUGAAAUGACACAAUGACAACAACAAGAAAAAGUGGCGAUUGUGCAGAAACAACAUUGGGGGGAGGGGAGGGUUGUGCAAGAUGCAAAAACUGUGUAGUAAUGCAGUAUGUUUAAAGAUAUGUAAUGUCUAUGGGGUGGUUGUGAGAGGAGGGAGAGGGAGGUCUGGGAGGGGGUGUCAGGAGGUGUGUGGGGUCCUCUGGAGUUCAACAGUCUCACAGCUUCAGGGAAGAAGCUGUCCGGUGGUCCUGCCUUUGAUGCUCCGCGGACAAACAGCGCAUGUGCGGAGUGGGUGGGGUCCUUCAUGAUGCAGGAGGCCCGUUUCCUGCAUCUGGCGAUGUAGCUGUCCGUGAAGGUGGGUAGGAUCCCACUCAAAUUCCGACAUCGACCAAUUCAACAGUGGGGGCCUGGUGGUUGAGGAAGUUAAGUGUUGCCCGCUCACUAAGGUAAUGGGUUAAAACGAUGUUUGUCAAUUUUAAGAACAGCAGCAGAAAGACAUGGCCCACAUUUGAUUUACUGGGAAGUUCCAAACUAAAUGGGGUCCUGUAAAUUCACUUCAAUAUAAAAACAAUCAUGAUUCAGGUUUCAUUUUUUACCCUAGAAAGCAUCUGUAUCAUAUUUGCUACACAAGGAUCAGAGAAAAAGUGUUCUAUGUUUUCAAAAUUCAAAAAUGUUUGUUUUUAUUUCUGAAAUGAUCAUUGUUGUGACCAAAAAGUUGCCAAAAGCACCCAUUGAUCAAAUGAGAUACAAAAUGAGCAUAUUAACGAAACUAUGUGGCAACAGUUUGUUUUCAUGUUAUUAUGUUGAAUAAACCAAAAGAAAAAAAAA
This is a messenger RNA of Cynoglossus semilaevis (tongue sole), 2385 nucleotides long. It is a transcript of the gene cyb5d1, whose product is annotated as cytochrome b5 domain containing 1. The transcript is spliced from 5 exons. The record is from RefSeq and is a predicted model, not a curated record. Lineage: Eukaryota; Metazoa; Chordata; Actinopteri; Pleuronectiformes; Cynoglossidae. The coding region runs from base 551 to 1201 and encodes 216 amino acids. Gene Ontology annotation, biological process: cilium movement.